Molecule: messenger RNA, 3267 nt
Organism: Actinia tenebrosa (Australian red waratah sea anemone)
Lineage: Eukaryota; Metazoa; Cnidaria; Anthozoa; Actiniaria; Actiniidae
Product: leukocyte surface antigen CD53
Cellular component (GO): plasma membrane
Source: RefSeq, a predicted model, not a curated record
GAGAAUAAUAUUCUGUAAAGAUCCGACAAAAAAUCCAAUAGAAAAACAGCUUCCGGGAUGGUUGUCAUGUGAACGACAAGACAAUGGAGUGACCUCCAUAACGACGUACAUUUGUAAUCAAAGACAAAUCCCCAAGAGACUUUUUGCCCUUGAGCCACAACAACUCACGGCAAGAAAACUAUCACUUUACCAACAUUCCCUUCAUCAAGCCUUGGACGAUACUCCAAGAUGGUUUUCAUGAAUAAAUCAACUCUCUGCAUCAGAUGGACUGCUUUCUUUCUCAAUACUUUGAUUUGGAUUGGAGGUUCAAUAAUGCUUGGUCUUUCGAUUUGGGUUUAUAGUAAAGAGACUGAAUUCGAUCACAUGGCCAGCGAUAAGACUGCAUCUGCUUGCUAUUUGGCACUGUCCGUUCUACUCUUCGUCAUUGGUUUUUUAGGCUCUUGCGCAAUACUUCUUCUAAAACCAAGUCUUCUAAAAAUUUAUUUUAGUUUCAUAAUGACCAUACUUCUAGCGGAGCUCUCUGUGUCGCUUUAUCUGUAUUUUGAGCAAGAUAAGAUCAAAGGCUUCGUAGAGAAAAACUGGAAUGCUACUAAUGAUGCAACAAGAACGCUGAUCCAAGAAAAGUUCGAAUGCUGUAGUAUGGAUCCAGUCAUAACGAGCCACAGUUCGUCCGAGGACUCAUCGUGCUAUGAAAAAAAUGCAGACAAUACCAUGGCCAGACGGAGAGAUUGCUACACACAACUGUUAAGCUGGGUGAAACGAAAUAACAUUGCACUGGCUACUAGUGCGGUUUUGGUGGCUCUCAUACAGGUAUUCUUACUGGCGAGCUCUUGCCGGUUACUGGCGACUAUCGACUCAGGAGAUCGAAUGAUAAGACAGAUUAAGGUACGACCACUAGCUUCGAACAAUGAACUACAUCCUGAUGGAAGCACAGCCUCUUACACACCUCCAUCUACGCCUGUUAGACAUAUCAUUGAAAGAAAAGAAUGGGCUAAACUCAGCUCAAAGAGAAGCUUUAGAAAUGCAUUCGUUGAGGGUAAGACUAGUAAAGCAUCUUAGGAAGAGGCACAGAGAGUGUUUCGAAUCAUGGGAAAUGUUAGCGUACAAUAUGAGGACUGUAGGUGGACGGGAGUCCAAGCACUGUAGCUGGUUGGUAUGGCUUUUCAUUGCUUCUUGGUGAGAAACCAUUUGUUGCCCAUUUCUAUCACAAAUGGAUCAAUAAUAUGAAAUCAAGACAAUACCUGUGUGACUUGGCAACAGUUGGAGAUCAUGAUCAUGAUUCCUUAGUUUAGCGCGCUCCGAGUCAUCAGAGAAAAGACUACGGAACAUUUAUAGUGCAAAUGCAUGCCAGAUGAUUCAUGACGUCGAAAGAAGGAGAAAAAAACGACUUUAGCCGACUUAUCAGAAAGGGAUGAAUGGAUAUCAUGUUGGAUGAAUUUAACAAAAGAUUCAUCACGAAUCUCUUUUGUUAUAUUAUCCAACAUGGCAGACGUGUCUUUUGUUAUUUCUUUCUCUUGGGAACGACUGCAAACCAGCAAUACACUCUAACAUAGUCUUAUUGAAGCUCCAAAAAUUCCCAUAGUGAUACCAUUUUCAGUCUGUAAUUUUGCUCUGGACCCAAUCACGUUUAAUGAUGACCCAGCACCAAAUUACGGAUCGUUUAUUUUUGGCCAGGAAGGAUUUGGGGGCCAGUUACUAAAAAAAUCAGGAUCAAGAUGGGCAGGGCAYGAAACAAGUCCAAUCAAAUGGCAGGUCAAUAAAAAUAGCACCUUUACUUUGGAUUGUGUUUUGCGAACUGAGUUAGUAUGUAUGAUAUAUGCAAACCUGUCAGUGGUUUUAUUAAAUGGCAUACRAAAGUAGAAAUACAGAAAUUUUAUUUUUUAAACAAAAAAAAGGGGAGUUAAAAGAUGCAAGUUACCGCACACAGCAGAUGUCUUUACCAAAAAUUUUAGUUACUUACAGUAACUAAAAUGUUUUUGGUAUAUUUUGUAAAUUUUCAUGUACACUUAAGUAUUUCAAAGACCUUUUGCAUUUGAUGUCAAAGCAGCUCAAUCUGGAGGUCAAAAUAAAAGAAUUCAAUUCCCUUCUUCUUUUAUGAUGUUAAUGUUAAAUUGUUCUGACCCCCAGGUAGGGAUUUAGUGCAAGGGGUCUAUAAAGAACUAAAUGACACUUGAUUAUUGAAAUCACUUUAAUUUAUUUCAAUGUACAUAAUGGUUUACUAAGAAACUUAUGUAUGUAUGCCUCGAAAGAGUAUAAUUAUUUCUAAUUAAUAAUUCAUUUAUGCAUGAAAGAGUUCUCAACCUAUGACACUAAUGCCAUUAUUACAUCUUGAUUCUAUGCACUACUACCAGAAUCGAAUCCUCUUCAAAUUAUUUUUCUGAGUCAAAAGUUUAAAACUCACCCAAGUUCCUUAUUUGCUUGGAAUAGCCAAUUGGGGUCCCAAUCGGAAGUCGCAAGAUAGUAUAUGGUGUUACUGGUAGUUAGGAAAAGACUAUGUAAAGGAUUCUAGUAGUGGUAGAGUGAAGGCAUUUAACCAGUGAAAUAUAAAAUACUAGUCAACGUGUAAUAGUCAAAUAGACACAAAAGAAAACAAUGGAAUUAGGGGCUACUAGAAGUGUAUAUAAUAAUAAAUAAUAAAAUAUCUAUUUCACUGGUUUAAUGACUUCACUCUAAUAUCCUAAAGGUGUAAUAAUAUAAGAACAAAUAAUUUACGACAUACAUUAAAAAGAUAGAUUGAGUAACAAAAAUAAUUAAUACAGUAACUAAUACUAUGUCCUAAAUUUGAAUUUUGAGGUAACAUUUUUGCACUUGCAUUUAAAGCCUUUCAUGGUAAAUCCUUACUGUGCGAACACACUUGUGAUCACAAUAUAGAGUGAAAACAAAGGAAACAAACUUGAUCCAAUCAGGAGCAAGCAAUGAAGCCAAGAUAUAGAACUGAGAAGAAACUUAGAUGUUCUCAACAACUGUGGCAAUGAGUGCUUGUGAUUGGCCGAGGUCAAUAUCAUACCAAUAUUGCUCUCUCCUGAUUGGCUAAAGUCUUUCUUAUCUUACAUUUUGUUUAAGUGUUCCCGGUUAGUGUGUCCGCAAAGUAAAGUAUAGAUACAUUCUUAAAAGAGAAAAUAUAAAAAUAUAAGGGGUAUGCAAAUUCGUUAAUGGCGAAAUUUGUAAUCUGCAAAAAAACUGCUAAAAUCCAAAUCCAUGAUUUGAUAGUUGCUUUCAUUGUAUUUUUGUGUUGGCUAACAAAAAUAAACAUGAAGCAUUUCUGAA